This is a messenger RNA of Triticum dicoccoides, 528 nucleotides long. Its product is annotated as probable Histone-lysine N-methyltransferase ATXR5. The record is from RefSeq and is a predicted model, not a curated record. NCBI's taxonomy places the organism in Eukaryota, Viridiplantae, Streptophyta, Magnoliopsida, Poales, Poaceae. The annotation marks the transcript as partial. The transcript has 4 exons.
AUUGAAUUUCUGCCAGGUUUCCCGUUGAAGCAGAGCAAGAUCAUGGAUUUCUUCCAGAUCGAGAAGGGCGCGGAGGGCGGCGCCGUCGGGCUGGCAAAGUGCACGCUUUCUCAGGAUGCUAAGAGGCAAAGGAGGCGAUCUCUUGAUAUGCACAAGCAGAAGAGGAGGCUACUGCCAUUUGUGCUCACUGAAGAUAGAGUUCGAAGGCUUGAACAGAUGGCUUCUGCUGCCACUGCAUUGACAUCUUCGAAAAUGGAGUUCAGUAAUGAGCUGACUUUUGUGUCCAGUAUGGCCCCUAUAUCUGUCAAUCAAGCAAAGCUGAAGCAAGGUGGUAUGCAGGUUCUUUCAAAAGAGGACAAAGAAGCCAUCGAACUUUGCAGAAGCAUGUUGAAAAGAGGAGAAUGCCCUCCACUUCCGGUGGUUUUUGAUUCCCAUGAGGGCUUCACUGUGCAGGCAGAUGCAUAUAUUAAGAGCAUCUCCACUCUCGCCCCUGAACAUGCUCUCAGGGCGCCUUUUUUAGCGUCGGCG